Molecule: messenger RNA, 1119 nt
Organism: Phlebotomus argentipes
Lineage: Eukaryota; Metazoa; Arthropoda; Insecta; Diptera; Psychodidae
Product: ribonuclease H2 subunit A
Exons: 1
Coding region: 105-1115 (336 amino acids)
Biological process (GO): mismatch repair; DNA replication, removal of RNA primer
Cellular component (GO): ribonuclease H2 complex
Molecular function (GO): RNA binding; RNA-DNA hybrid ribonuclease activity
Source: RefSeq, a predicted model, not a curated record
UAAAAAAGAGCAAUCGAUUGCCGUUUGUUAUUAUUUUUCAAAAAUUGGUAGUCUUCGAAGCUUUCGAAAGCUCACGGUGUCAAUUUCCGCGCGCUAACCUCAAAAUGUCUGAAGUCGAUCAGCAUCAGAAAGUGUCGGAAAUCAAGAGUAAAAGUGAUUUGGAGGACUUCCUGGAUGGCUGGGAUAACUCAGAAAACACCGUCUUCUUCUCCAACAUCCCUAAAAACUGUCUCAAUAAUCCCUGCGUCCUGGGAAUCGAUGAGGCAGGAAGAGGACCUGUGCUUGGUAAGCAGUUUCACACCUCCGUUCUGUCCAGAUUCACAUGUCUUUCCCUCCCAGGUCCUCUGGUCUACGGGAUUAGCUUCUGCUCCAUGACCAACACUGAUGUGCUCAAGGAUCUGGGCUGUGCGGAUUCAAAACAACUCACGGAGGAGAAGCGAGAUGCUAUAUUUUAUAACAUCAACUCCCAGACGACAGCUCUUGAGGACAUGGGCUGGGCAGUGGAGAUCAUCAGUCCGCACUACAUCAGCAAUUGCAUGCUUAGGCGCUCCAAGCACUCCUUGAACGAGGUAUCGAUGGAGUCUGCGAUUGGGCUGAUAAAGCGCGCUAUCGCGCUGAAUGUCAACAUUGCUGAGAUCUACGUUGACACUGUGGGUCCGCCGGAGACUUACCAGGCCCGGCUGUCGCGCCUCUUUCCCAACAUCGCCAUCACGGUUGCCAAGAAGGCGGACGCCACGUACCCGAUCGUCUCUGCGGCCAGUAUUUGCGCCAAAGUCGUCCGAGACGCCGCUCUCCGGACGUGGAAGUUUCACGAAGACGCGCCGGUGAAUCCCUUCGGCAGCGGCUACCCCGGAGAUCCCCUCACGAAGGCCUUUCUGGAGGACAACGUCGACGCAGUGUUCGGCUACCCGAGAAUUGUGCGCUUCAGCUGGGCCACAGCUGAGCAGGCGCUGGAGAAAACCGCUCAGAAAAUCACAUUCCAGGAUGACAACGAAGACGUCGGACAAAAGUACUCAGGCCCCCAGAUCACCAGCUUCUUCAAGACCAGCGAGAAGACGCGCAACCGCUGCGCCUUCUUCCGCCAACGUCACUUGCAGAGCGUCCAGGACUUCUGAGUGU